This is a messenger RNA of Neopelma chrysocephalum (saffron-crested tyrant-manakin), 381 nucleotides long. RefSeq names its product endophilin-A2-like. Lineage: Eukaryota; Metazoa; Chordata; Aves; Passeriformes; Pipridae. Gene Ontology annotation, cellular component: cytoplasm. Gene Ontology annotation, molecular function: protein binding. The annotation marks the transcript as partial. The record is from RefSeq and is a predicted model, not a curated record. The transcript has 3 exons.
GGGUUAAGAUCCUCCCCUGUGCUCUGUUCCCACAGCUGGUCAGCGAGAAGGUCGGAGGGGCCGAGGGGACCAAGCUCGACGAUGACUUCAAAGAGAUGGAAAAGAAGGUGGAUCUGACCAGCAAAGCCGUCACAGAGGUGCUCACCAGGACCAUCGAGUACCUGCAGCCCAACCCAGCUUCCAGGGCCAAGCUGACCAUGCUCAACACCAUGUCCAAGAUCCGGGGGCAGGUGAAGAAUCCGGGAUACCCCCAGUCCGAGGGGCUGCUGGGGGAGAGCAUGAUCCGCUAUGGGAAAGAGCUGGGAGAGGAUUCCAACUUCGGUGAGUGUCCCAUGGGAUCGGGAUUGGGAUCGAGGCUGGAGCGGGCGGAGCUCGGGAAGG